This is a messenger RNA of Desarmillaria tabescens, 1562 nucleotides long. RefSeq names its product kinase-like protein. The transcript is spliced from 4 exons. The record is from RefSeq and is a predicted model, not a curated record. Gene Ontology annotation, molecular function: ATP binding; protein kinase activity. Lineage: Eukaryota; Fungi; Basidiomycota; Agaricomycetes; Agaricales; Physalacriaceae. Gene Ontology annotation, biological process: protein phosphorylation; mitotic spindle organization; regulation of cytokinesis. Gene Ontology annotation, cellular component: spindle midzone; spindle microtubule; kinetochore. Bases 113 to 1297 code for a protein of 394 amino acids.
AGUUGAGCAACCGCGACGCGAUUCUUCUUCAUCUCUUCCCCCAACCACAAUCUCGGCUUUUGGCAUCGUAAGUCUGCAGCAUCAGUAUCAGUACUUUUGCUAUCUCUACGCUAUGACUUCCAUAGCCUCAGUCACUCGGCAAAUCUCGGCUCUCGACAUCAACAAGAAGACCACCACAACGAAGCCGACCACACUGUCAAAACAACCAAGCCAAACCAAUGUGGCCAAACUAUUAACGAAAUUUGCGGCGCCGAACCCCUCUACUAACUCUGCGAAACCGAAACCCACGCCCCAUUCCGCCUUGCGACAUCUGACGACAGAGAAACCAGCGACACCUGACAUUGACAUUGGGAAUUAUGAUGGAGGAUUGGAACUUGAGAACGAAAAAAGAGGCGAGGCAAUUUCCGGGGAUGCCGCGAGGGAGCUGGCAUUGGAUUCGAGUGUGGCACGGCAAUCGCCCACUCGAGAAUGGACAUUAAACUCCUUCGACAUGGGUCGCCCUCUCGGUAAGGGCAAAUUCGGCCGUGUCUACAUGGUCCGUACCAAAGCCGAACCGCACUACAUCAUCGCCCUCAAGACCCUCUACAAGUCCGAAAUCGUUGCGGGACGGGUCGAGAAGCAGAUCCGCCGAGAGAUCGAAAUUCAACAGAACCUACGGCAUCCCAACGUCUUACGUCUCUACGGCUAUUUCCACGAUGAAAAACGUAUAUUCUUAAUGCUCGAGUUUGCUGGUAAGGGAGAACUCUACCGGCAGCUUAGCAAGCACGGCCGCUUCAGCGAGAAGAGAAGUUCGCGGUACAUUGAUCAGAUGGCGGACGCGUUGAUGUAUUUGCAUAGCAAGCAUGUCAUCCAUCGGGAUAUCAAGCCUGAAAACUUGCUCUUGGGCUUGAAUGGGGAAUUGAAGAUUGCGGACUUUGGGUGGAGUGUGCAUGCUCCAGGAAAUCGACGUAAGACAAUGUGUGGAACGUUGGACUAUCUUCCACCAGAGAUGGUUGAGAGCAAGGAUCAUAACGAACGGGUGGAUCAUUGGGCAUUGGGUGUAUUGACCUACGAAUUCUUGAACGGUAACCCGCCAUUCGAGGACCAGAGUAGCGUGAACAAUACUUAUCGACGGAUAGCCAACGUCGACCUUCGCUUCCCGCCUGGCAUGUCGCCAGACGCACGAGACCUCGUCGCAAGACUUCUUCAACAUGACCCACAAAAACGCCUCCCUCUGGUGGAUGUGCUUCGGCACCCUUGGGUUGUCAAGUAUAGACCUAAGGGUAGCACGAGGGGCAGCGGGCUAAGCCAAGAUUGAUUGAGCAUGUUUCAUGUACUAAUAUAUUUAGGACAUUGUUAUUGUGUUGUAAUCCCAUAUCCCAGUGAUCAGUCUAACGGUACUGAGUCUGCCAAGUUUACGCGCACAUUUGCCAAGACCAGAAUUGCGAGCCGCGGAGGCUGAUGACAGCUAUAGGACUCAAGAAUCCACGACAAGGUCCUGGCCCACAUGUCUAAGCCAGUGUGACUCCUUUCCGACCUUGGAGCUUGAAACCUUUAUAACUGGCGUCCACAAAGAAUGUUAG